This is a messenger RNA of Trichomycterus rosablanca, 2051 nucleotides long. RefSeq lists its product as uncharacterized. The record is from RefSeq and is a predicted model, not a curated record. Gene Ontology annotation, biological process: phosphatidylethanolamine biosynthetic process. The transcript has 8 exons. Gene Ontology annotation, molecular function: ethanolamine kinase activity. The coding region runs from base 85 to 1155 and encodes 356 amino acids. Gene Ontology annotation, cellular component: cytoplasm. Lineage: Eukaryota; Metazoa; Chordata; Actinopteri; Siluriformes; Trichomycteridae.
GCCCAGCUGGUCACAUCUCACCACCCAGUACAAAAACCCACGACACCCAGGGCUCUGUACUGGUCUGUACUGGUCUGCAGGACGAUGGAGCCCGUACGCACCGGUCCGAGCGACGACUGUCUGCACGUGGACGUGUUUCUGGAGGAACGUUCCUCUCGAGCCGGGAUCACCGAGCUGCUCAGGAGCGUCCGGCCACACUGGAGACCCGAGGACGUCCAGCUGAAGGUGUUCACAGAUGGCAUCACCAAUCAGCUGCUGGGCUGCUGGGCGGGGCCUGAGUCGGGCGUGGUGCUGGUGCGGGUGUACGGGCGCAUGACGGAGCUCUUCGUGGACCGUAAGAAGGAGCUGGAGAUACUGAAGCUGCUGCACUCGCACGGCUGUGGACCUCGACUCUACUGCACCUUCCAGAACGGCAUGUGUUACGAGUUCCUGAAGGGAGGAGCUCUGGAGGAACCCAUGCUCCACCAGCCCUCCAUCUACAGGCUGGUGGCAUCAGAAUUGGGCAGAAUUCACUCGAUCAAACCCGAGUCGAGCUCGUCUGUGGAACCCGUCCUGUGGUCCAAACUAACAAACUACAUCAACCUGCUGAGGAGCUGCGAGAACAUCCAAGAGCUUCUGCAGAGAGACUCCCAGAUCCCCAGUCUGGAGGUUUUAUCCAGUGAGGUGGAGGAUCUGAGGAAACAUCUAACAGACGUCGGAUCUCCAACAGUGCUCUGUCACAACGACCUGCUCACCAAGAACAUCAUCUACAACCAGGACGAAGAUGUUGUGAAAUUCAUCGAUUACGAGUACGCUGACUUUAAUUACCAAGCUUACGACAUCGGGAACCAUUUUAACGAGUACGCAGGUGUGAAUAACGUGGACUACAGUCUGUACCCGAGUCCCGAGCUGCAGAUCGACUGGUUAACUCAUUACCUGAGGAGUCUGAAGGUCAACGGCGGGACGAGGGACUCCGGCGUGUCCCAGGGGGAGGUUCAGCGGCUCUACGUGGAAGUCUGUAAAUUCUCUCUGGCGGGGCAUCUCUCCUGGGGUCUGUGGGCUCUGCUACAGGCCAAAUAUUCCACCAUCGACUUCGAUUUCCUGCGGUACGCAGCAGCUCGGUUCUGUUAUUACUUUCAGAAGAAGGAGGAAUAUUUACAGAUGCCGCUUCAUUAAUUCAUUACAUAAAGUCCUGUAUAAAGUGGAAUUGGAACAUUUUCAGACCCCUUGAUGUUUUGCUCUCUUAUUGUGAUGUGGGUUUGAUGUUGAAUAGAUAUAAUUUGCAUUUUCAAUAUUAAUUUACACUCAAUCACCCAGAAUAACAUAAAACAUCACCAGCGUCUGCAGCAGUGACACUAUUUGAAGAUGUAAAUUCUGGAUUGAGGCGGUUUAUCCCGUUUGUAAUGGCAGAUCCUCUAAAGCUCAGACAGACCCGCCGUCUUCAGGCUCUCCACGGGCCUUUGUUUGGGAUUAAGUCCCGAUUUAGGCUCAGGGACCUGCCUCAAAACCAUUUCAGUGUUGUUUUGGCUGUAUGAUUCGGGUCACUGCUGUGUCAGAAGUGCCUGCUAGCUUAGCUUAGCUUAAUCCAGUUAAUGCUACACUUAUCUUGUGAUAAAUGAUACAACCUGAUGAGGAGUUUGUGGAGGUGUUGAGAUAAUGAAUCGAUGUACCUGCUGAUGACCCGCUAAUAAAUGCUAAUUAAUGCAUGAAAGGUUCCUCUUACUCCUCAGUCAUGCUAAAAACAACAGCUCAACAGGAAGUGACAUCACAGCUUUUUGUGACUCUCAAAGCUCCGGUAACUUCCCCAUGGUGACACUUGUGGUUAAAUCUAAUCGCUGCAGUUGGACUAGCCCUGCUUAUAUGGGCACAGAGAAGUGUUGCUGCACCAUCUAAACACCCGAAUACAACAAAAACUACUUUUAUAUUCCUGAUGUACAAAAAUGCCAAAUCAGAGCUCAGAUUCUUUAUAAAAUCACUUUAUUUACUUUUAUUACAACAGGAAUUUAAUACUAAACAGAUCAAAGAUCAAACAUCUGUGUAAAAUAUUCAAAUAAACUGAAUUUAUGAAUUAA